Limanda limanda (common dab) is the source of this 1873-nucleotide messenger RNA. It is a transcript of the gene mfng, whose product is annotated as MFNG O-fucosylpeptide 3-beta-N-acetylglucosaminyltransferase. Gene Ontology annotation, biological process: regulation of Notch signaling pathway. NCBI's taxonomy places the organism in Eukaryota, Metazoa, Chordata, Actinopteri, Pleuronectiformes, Pleuronectidae. Bases 264 to 1298 code for a protein of 344 amino acids. Gene Ontology annotation, cellular component: membrane. The record is from RefSeq and is a predicted model, not a curated record. Gene Ontology annotation, molecular function: O-fucosylpeptide 3-beta-N-acetylglucosaminyltransferase activity. The transcript is spliced from 8 exons.
GCGCCUGUGACGAGUCAGAAACCUGCCGACAGCAGCUUUUACGCACAGAAUGGAAGGAAACCAGUCGUUUCAAUGCAGCCGUUUUCAAAACAGAUAAUAAAGAAUCAGUUUAAUAAUUAAAUCAAUCUGAUAAAAAGUUUAAAAUCAUGCAGAUUAAGAGUUGAACACGGAAGAGAAGUUGAUGGGGAAACGAAAUCACCAGCAGCCAAGAGCAUGGUUUUAAAACUUUGUGGAAUCUACAGUGAAUAACUUUUGAUUCUACAAUGCACAAGAGAUGGACACGUCGGAGGCUGCAGGUCCUGGUUUUCACCUUCUUCAUCGUCCUCUUCGUGGAUCUUCAAUUACGCACCAGCGACCCCCCCAAGCUCAGUGUGGUCCUCGAUCCGCCGGCCGACCAUCAGGCUUCCUCCGCGGCCAAGGACGCACAGAGGCCGGCCAGCGACAGCAGCAGGGAGGCUGGACCCCCGGCCACCGAGGGGGGUCCUGUCACUCAGCCCACCCUGAGGCAGGAGGACAUCUUCAUCGCUGUGAAAACCACCGGCAGGUUCCACAGGACGCGUCUGGCGCUCCUCUUGGAGACGUGGAUCUCAAGAACCAAGGAGCAUACGUUCAUUUUCACCGACGUGGAGGACGAGGAAACGAGUUCAGAGGGUUACAACGUGGUGGUGACCGACUGCCAGUCCGAUCACAGCCAGCAGGCUCUGUCCUGUAAGAUGUCCGCUGAGUACGACGGCUUCAUGUCCUCCGACAAGAGGUGGUUUUGUCAUGUGGACGAUGAUAACUAUUUGAACCCGGACGCCCUCCUCUCCCUGCUCUCCUCCUUCCCCCAGGAGGGCGACAUCUACGUGGGCAAACCGAGCCUGGACAAGCCCAUCACUGCUCACGAGCUUCUGGAGGGAAACGCAACGAGGGAGGUUCGAUUCUGGUUCGCCACAGGAGGAGCUGGUUUCUGUCUGAGUCGAAGACUGGCGGAGAAGAUGGCUCCAUGGGCCAGCGGCUCCCGGUUCGAGCAGACGUCAGCGACCAUCCGUCUCCCUGACGACUGCACGGUGGGUUUCAUCGUGGAGAAGAGACUCGGCAUCUCCAUGGUUCACUGUCCUCUAUUCCACUCGCACCUGGAGAACCUGCUGCUCGUCAACCACAGGAGUAUUGCACACCAGGUGACACUGAGCUACGGGAUGUUUGAGAACAAGAUGAACAGCAUCGAGGUGAAAGGGAGCUUCACGAAGGAGGACGACCCCUCCAGGUUUAAGACCGUCCACUGCCUGUUGUACCCGUUCACCAGCUGGUGUCCCUGAGCUCCACUUCAAAGACUCUCAGGAGCACAUGGGACAAACGGGCACCGGCCUCUCGUGGAGGAGGAGCUCUUGAAUUGUGAAUACUGCUGGAUUCAAUGUGAUGCAGAUAACAGAGCAAGAGAAGCAGAGUCUGGAUGAAGACUUGGACGCCCACUCUUCGUCCCUGUGUCUACAUCCAUACGACUACGUAUCUAUUUUUUUAAAGAAAACUAUUUUUAUAGAUGGAUUCAUCUUCGCAUGGAUCAACAAUAAUGAAAACUGAGACGUCGAGUCGGGACAGGAACUCACGUUGUUUCCAAACGUCUCCCUAGCACCUUUCAAACUCAAACAUGCAGCAGCGUUUCAUAACUUCCCCAUUUUGUAUUUGUUUGUUUGGACGGACGCACUUAACUUUUAAACUUUGUCCGCAAAGUUUUGAGGUCAUUUUAGUUGAGAAAAUGGAUAAAAUGAGAUUGUACUUAAUUUAAAAUGACACACAAUUUCUUGUGCACUUUAAUCAAAUCAAAGUUUAUUCUAUCUUCUAUUAAUGGGAUUAUUUUACUCUCCUGUGGAUGAUGAAUAAAAGCAGGACUGGA